AAAGGAAAAUCAAACUGUUAAUGUUACAAAACUGGUACCAAACAAUUUAUUUUACUGUCUGAAAAAAAGAAUGGUGCAAAUAGCAUUGACAUUGAGAAAUCCAGCCAGAAAUGCAUAUACAUUGAACAUUAAAUAAAACACCUUACUAAUCUGUACAUUGAACUAAACUGCCUGUGCUAGUAAAAUAUAAAACCUGUUUUUAUUUGGAGAUCAAAUUAGUGCAGAAAUGUCCCCAACAGACUGCAGCUGUAUUAGCUGUGUCUGUGCUCCUCAGAUACACCUGCACUGUAUUUAACCGGGUAUCUGAUUCCCUCUCUCUGCUAGACCAUGCGGGGGCUGCCGGUGUCCACGAUGACCUCUGUGCUGGUGCUGCUGAUCGGGCUGGUCAGUGCUGAUGAAGUGACGAGAGGGGAUGGCUGCCUGUCGGGACACCCUGGAAUUCCAGGGGACCCCGGCCACAACGGGAUACCAGGACGGGACGGGCGAGACGGAGGGAAAGGGGACAAGGGAGACUCAGGUGAGCUGGGUACUUGUGGUCCCCCUGGAAAUGAUGGCUCGAAGGGAGAUAAAGGAGACCCAGGCACUCCAGGCAUUGCUGGUGUCAAAGGGAGGCGAGGAGAGACGGCCGAGAGAGGGGCCCCUGGAAAGUUGGGCCCCCAGGGGGUUCCUGGGCCAGUGGGCAAUACAGGACAAAAAGGGGACCGUGGGCUUCCAGGGCCACAGGGGCCUAAGGGAGAAGUGGGCCCCCGAGGGCCGCAGGGGCUGCAGGGAGUUGUCGGCCCCCAAGGAGAGAUUGGGUACCCCGGGCCUAUUGGGCCUACUGGCAUAGAAGGGCCUAAGGGUGAGAUAGGGGUCCCGGGUCACAAAGGCAACAUUGGGCACCAAGGCGAGAAAGGGGAUCGAGGAGAGGCAGGGGAGAAGGGAGCUACUGGGGACAUGCCCACCGUUUAUAGGAGUGCCUUCUCUGCUGGCCUGACUGAGCUCUCCAAGCUCCCUCCCGCCAACGCUCCCAUCAAGUUCGACAAGAUCAUCUAUAACCGGCAGGGCCACUACGAGCCCUCGACGGGCGUGUUCACAUGCGUGUUCGCGGGGGCCUAUUACUUCACCUACCACAUCACUGUGUACACGAGGAGCGUGAAGGUGGCUCUGGUGAAGAGUGGCACAAGGGUGCUGCACACGGCCAACAGGUACCAGAGCAGCGAGGACCAGGCCUCGGGGGGUGCCGUGCUGCAGCUCAGGGAAGGGGACACGGUGUGGCUGCAGGUCAUCGGAGGGGAGUUCUCCAACGGCCUAUUCGCCGACGAGGAUGACGACACCACCUUCACAGGCUUCCUGCUGUUUGCAGAUUGAGACAAGGGGGAGAGGGGAGAUACCAGCUGAGGCUGCUCUAAAUAUCCAUUCAGCUCUGCCAGUCCUACUCUGUGCCAACUCUCUCUCUCUCUCUACCCCUCUCUCUAUACCCCCUCUCUCUACCUCUCUACCCCCCUCUCUCUACCUCUCUACCCCUCUCUCUGUCUCUCCAUACCCCCUCUCUCUACCUCUCCCUCUACCUCUCUCUCUACCCCCUCUCUCUCUACCCCUCUCUCUGUCUCUCUAUACCCCUUCUCUCUCUACCCCUCUCUCUCUCUACCUCUCUGUCUCUCUAUACCCCCCUCUCUCUACCUCUCUACCCCUCUCUACCUCUCUACCCCUCUCUCUGUCUCUCCAUACCCCCUCUCUCUACCUCUCCCUCUAUCUCUCUCUCUACCUCCUCUCUCUGUAUCUCUAUACCCCCUCUCUCUCUCUCUCUCUCUACCUCUCUGCCUCUCUCUCUCUCUCUCAAUAUAAGAACACAGUGACACAGACAGUUCUGAGGUGGUUCAAAUAAUAAAAGGAUGCAUUGUCUUCCAAGUUCAACAGAACACACUGGGUUUCUUAUACACAAUGACACUGCUCAAACUGUAUUAUGUGAUCUUGCACAUACUUAUAUGCAAGAUACUGUACAAAGUGCACAUGUUGCAGUAUGAUACAUUCUGAGCACAUACGCAGUCUCCAGUCUCUCUUUGUCUUAAUCACUGUAUUGUCACCAGUGUUGCAAAUAAAGUUAUGAUCAAAAGAA
Molecule: messenger RNA, 2098 nt
Organism: Acipenser ruthenus (sterlet)
Lineage: Eukaryota; Metazoa; Chordata; Actinopteri; Acipenseriformes; Acipenseridae
Product: complement C1q and tumor necrosis factor-related protein 9
Exons: 3
Coding region: 328-1350 (340 amino acids)
Molecular function (GO): protein binding
Source: RefSeq, a predicted model, not a curated record